Messenger RNA from Amoebophrya sp. A120, 6151 nucleotides. The record is from the annotation of a GenBank genome assembly. NCBI's taxonomy places the organism in Eukaryota, Dinophyceae, Syndiniales, Amoebophryaceae.
CGACGAAGCCAAGUUAUCGUGAAGUAAGACAGCUCUCACCCCUCCGGGGUGAGUGAAACAAAAUAAACUGUCUGUGAAGAUGCGGCUUUUUUUCCCGAAAAUCGUUGUGAGCUGUUUGGCGCUCUAUGUCCGAGGUAACCAAGCCGCGAUGACGGACAUGGAAGCGGGCAAAUUCGACCUCACUGGGACGAGCACCAAGAAGAUCGGCGCGGAAGGGAUGCCGCAGUCGCUGCAGCAAACCGCGCGCAAAAGCUCCGAUGUCAUCAUGGUAUUUCUGUAUUGAGGAGGUCCAGCAUUUGUUCCGUCCGCGUGGCAGUAGGAAUAGCUGUUGCUCUUUCUUUUGUGACAUAUACAUAAAGCUCUUUCUUUUCUUGUGACAUAAGUACAUUGAGGACAUCAGCUCAUUCGCUUUCACACCAAACUUCACACACAACAGCCGCCGAUGCUCGCAGCGGCGGAAUCAGUUUCCGUCAAGAUCAUCGAAAAGAUCAUCAAUGAUACGGCCCUAGUCACGAUGGCGGAUCUGGACGCCAUUGAGUGCUCUGUGCAGACGCAGCGGCUCUUGCGCGCCGGCGCGGACAUCAACAACGACGGCGUCGUGAGUUGUGCGGAGGAGCAAGCAUUCUGGUCCAAGGGCGAGCCCGUGGAGUCGUUUCUGGAAGUCUCCUCCGACGCGGAGUAUGAACGGACAAAAUACAAUUUGACCCCAGAAAGAGCAUAUACUGUCACGAGAAUGAAACUAACGACCUACGAGAAUGAGGAAGCAAAUGGGGCUCCACCCGCUUACAACUUUUCCCGCUCCGGACGGGGUAGAGGCUGCGCUUUUCAUAGGGCUUGUGCCCGUUUUUUCGCGCAAAGCUACUUGUUUUGCGCGCGGUUUUUCUCCGCUCGAGCGGUCGGGUGGAGAAAAACUGCAAUACAAAAUUGGAAAACCGGCCGGAUGCAGAUGCAGCUUUUCUCCCCGCAGGAGAAAAGCCGCAUCACAAAUUAGCAAACUCCGCUUCCUCCGGUUGGAGAAAGACCGCGCCUCCGGUUCUCCGCACUACAAAUGCGGAAAGGUGCCCAUUGCCAUUGCAUUUGUAAUGCGGAGAGCCCGACCUUUCAAAGGUCGGGCUCUCCGCGUUACAAAUGCAAUGGGCGGAAAGGUCGGGCUCUCCGCAUUACAAGUGCGGAGUGCGGGGCUCCCCAGAGCUCGGGGUUCGGGUUGUGGGUAAAUGGGGAAAGGGGAAAGCCCGGAGCCUCGGGUUCUCCGCAACCCGGGCUCUUCUCCGCAUCACAAAUCCCUCCUUUCGCCACAAGCGGCUGCCGCAGCCGCUGCACACCGUCGUGCGUAACCUUUUGCGCGAUGCUAUCCCCAAGCAGCAAUAUUCGCACUCCCGAUAGCAUCGGGCAUGAGGUUAUGCUGCAUGGUAUCGCUGCGUGCGAAUUUCCCUCGCAGCCAUACCAUGCUGCAUUAGGUUACGCCCGACCUGUGGCUGUCUUUUUCUGCCCCCCUUGGGCGUUUGUGCAGCUUCUUUUUACCCUCAAACACGACCGGAUUCCGGGGAAAGUUGUGGUUUAGGGAGGAAGCACAACUUUUCCGCGGACCACCCCGAGCCGGCCCCGCGGUGCCCCUUUUCCCGCAUCAAACCACGGGGCCGCGCGGGCCCUCGUGCAGUCAAUGGCCCAAAUUCCCGCGGCGUUCGGUGUUUCGCAAGCAUACAAACACCUUCGCAGACACGGCCGAUUUUUGGCGUUUGCCGUUUUUGCGCCGGGCCCCGAGGGUCCGGUCGCUAGCAAUGAGGGGCCAGCGCGCGCCUUCGUUGUGUAGCCGGCGCGCUUUUUGUGGCAAGCUGCGUGGCUUUUCGUUUUGUUUUUUCCGUUUCUUUUCCUACUGGGGUCCAAAGAAAGGGUGCGGAGCUAGGGGCGCCGGUGCGCUGGCGGUGUUUCUGGGGCAGCGCCGGUAGCGAUGCUUCAAGUGGAGGGGGGAGGGCGCCUCUGCAAAAAGCGCGACCCGCUGGCGGCUCGGUGCCGGUUAUGCGCAUGCCUUUGGAGAGAGUCCGACGGGCGCACGCAUACCAGCUUGGUGGCCCGCCUUGCCCGGGCGGCCGACAAGGCGUGAAGGAGGCGGGGGCCCCGGCGAUUCGUGGGGCAGGGCCACUGCCAUGGCAGGCCCAGCCAAGUAUUCGCUGUGACGCACCUUCCUCAGACCUUCGAUCGCGCGCAACCGCGGAGCCGGGGCCGAACUAACAAACUGAAAACCGGAAGCGGGGGCCCCGGGCCCGAUGUCUUCUACAUGUUUGGCAGGGCAUCUUCCGAGCCCACUGUCGUGAGCCCUGUCGGAGGGACCGGGCCGCGGCGGCAUGACAGUCAGGCCUUGGGAGUUCGGCUUGCACCCACCCCGCCGGCCUCAACUCCCAGCGCGCGCGCCGCCGUUCAUUCUUGCCACAAACAAUGGGCGCGGUUGGCUUUCUGGGCGGCCCCAGAUAGAAUACAACGAACGGGCGGGCGGGCCGGCCGCGUCGAGCAGCGGCCGGCCACAGCCUCUGGCGAUUGAAAAGAAACCGCCCGACGCCCGGGCCUGUUGUAUUCAGCGCCCGCGCGGGCCCGCUGCCUGGUGGUCGUCAGAUUGGGAGGCACACGCCGGCGCCUUGUUCCGUUCGUUGCGCCAGCCCGCAUAUGUCGCCCCCCAAGCCGCGCCCGCUUCCCUGUUUCUCCCUGCGCGGCACUGCCCCAAUGCCUCGCGCGGAGCUGCCCGCCGGGCCGACGCGAGCCGGGUUUACGCGAUAUUUCCGCUCGGGCAAGUGGGAUUCGGAACCGCGCCGGGCGGACCCGAGAAAGAGCGGUGCGAGAAUGAUUUUCGCAGGGCCUAGCUUUCGACGUGAAACACCUCUUCAUUCUCGCGGAAACACUACGUUUGCGCGAGAAUGGCAAGGAAUUUCAUGCAGAUGCGAAGCCCGCCACGAGAAUCAUUCUCGCGCCGCAAGUUACGGGACCCUGCCCGCAGCAACCCGGAAGCACACGGGAAAUGCCCGGGGACUGGGGGAAAGCUGCGGGCGCUGGCCAAAAAUGCAGCGCGCCGACGGCAAUACCGGGGCCGGCCAGAAGGGCAGAGGGGGGGCGGGAGGCGGCAGGCGCGUGGCGCCCCUCGGGCAAAUUUCUGCCCAAGGUCUUUCCGGCCGGGGGGCCCCAGCGCUUUGCCGACGUUCUUUUUUCUGAAAAUUGUUCGGCGCCCGCAGGAUGGGGCCCAGGCGCAGUGGGGCCGGGGGCAACGGCGAAAGCGGGAGGCGAGGAGGCGGGGCUGGCGGAUAUUGGCAAGGCCGAUGCAGUGGCAGCGCAGGCACCGCCUGCCCGCACGCGCGCGCCCGCCACAAGCCGUGCCGGCCGGCGGGCCCUGGACAUUGUGGGCCGAGACGGGCGCGGCCAGCCUGUUGGCCAGCGGGCAGGAGCUGCGCUAUUGCAUGACGCGGCCACCAAUGCAUCUAGUACCGGCGGCCUUCGCCCUCCGUUACAUACAUGCGCCGGCCCUUCGGUCCACAGAGAAGACAGAGCCCGCUGGCCGCGCACAGCUUUGGGCGCGCGGCGGCAAUUGUCCCACCCCGUGCAAGCCCCACCACGCCAAGGGCUUCGCGCAAUGUGCCCAAGUUUGCCGGGGCCGGGGCGACGGACAGGGAACGAAAAGAAAGGCAGGCGACGCGCAAAAGCGGGCCCCGCCCGGUGAUUCUAUCGCAGAAACUAAACAGGCGGGGCGCGCCCCGCAUAUUGUGUUGCCGGGCCCACCUGGUGUCUUUCAGUCUGUCUUCCGCCCCGGUUUGUGGGGGUGGUUGGUGGCCUUCUUUGCGUUGGUCCAUCCUGGUUUCCCGCGUUUUUUUCGCACGACACCCCCGGGCCAAAUGUGCACGAGAGUGCGCUGGCCCUUAAAAUAAAAGCGCCGGUCGCGCCGCGACAUUUUGAGUAGCCUAGGUAGCGAAGAGAAAGAAUGAACGGCCGACGGCCUCCCAUCAAUCAGAACCCCCCCGGCCCGGGCCCGGCGUAGAAGAUGCAGCCGGCGCGCAAAAUGGGGAGGCCACUCUCACGGGCGUGCGUGCUUGCGAAACAAAGACAACCGCUGCAAUUUUGCGCGCGGCCUCGGCGUGUCUCGCGGGCGCCUUUUGGUGACCAUGGGGCCGGCUCGGGGUGGUCCGCGGAAAAGUUGUGCUUCCUCCCUAAGCCACAGUUUUCCCCGGAGUCCGGUCGUGUUUGAGGGUAAAAAGAAGCUGCACAAACGCCCAAGGGGGGCAGAAAAAGACAGCCACAGGUCGGGCGUAACCUAAUGCAGCAUGGUAUGGCUGCGAGGGAAAUUCGGAUUCGCACGCAGCGAUACCAUGCAGCAUAACCUCAUGCCCGAUGCUAUCGGGAGCGCGAAUAUUGCUGCUUGGGGAUAGCAUCGCGCAAAAGGUUACGCACGACGGUGUGCAGCGGCUGCGGCAGCCGCUUGUGGCGAAAGGAGGGAUUUGUGAUGCGGAGAAGAGCCCGGGUUGCGGAGAACCCGAGGCUCCGGGCUUUCCCCUUUCCCCAUUUACCCACAACCCGAACCCCGAGCUCUGGGGAGCCCCGCACUCCGCACUUGUAAUGCGGAGAGCCCGACCUUUCAUCCGCCCAUUGCAUUUGUAACGCGGAGAGCCCGACCUUUGAAAGGUCGGGCUCUCCGCAUUACAAAUGCAAUGGCAAUGGGCACCUUUCCGCAUUUGUAAUGCGGAGAACCGGAGGCGCGGUCUUUCUCCAACCGGAGGAAGCGGAGUUUGCGAAUUUGUGAUGCGGCUUUUCUCCUGCGGGGAGAAAAGCUGCAUCUGCAUCCGGCCGGUUUUCCAAUUUUGUAUUGCAGUUUUUCGCCACCCGACCGCUCGAGCGAAGAAAAACCGCGCGCAAAACAAGUAGCUUUGCGCGAAAAAACGGGCACAAGCCCUAUGAAAAGUGCAGCGUCUACCCCGUCCGGAGCGGGAAAAGUUGUAAGCGGGUGGAGCCCCAUUUGCUUCCUCAUUCUCGUAGGCCGCUAGUUUCAUUCUCGUGACAGUAUAUGCUCUUUCUGGGGUCAAAUUGUAUUUUGUCCGUUCAUAACGCGGAGUCCUCUACCACAGCAUCCUCCGUUGGGAGGACGGGCGACAAGGAGAACAAGCCAGCUCGUCGUUAUUGGCCAGGAUGGAGUCAGCCAUCGCUGGAGAGAGGGAGAGGCUUUGACUGUUACGGCCGUUGUCCUGCGGACCAGAAGCCGGCGCCGGAGGAGACCCCGACCCACUUAGCCGGGGUGUCCAAGUUUAUCAGCGAUACGUGGCCCGGGUUCUCUAGCCCCCAACCGCCUUUCGAUGCCUGGGGUGCGUGAAGUCUCCUAUGUAUGAUUGUGGUGAGCAAGAGCAACAAUUUCAGGAAAUUUCGUGAGGUUGCGGUCCUCAUUGCGAGCUCCAGCAUUGCGCGUGUAUUAAUUGGGUUCACAAACAAGCUGCUUUUCUGCAUCGCGCCUGCGCUGUUCCAUCUUAGCUGUGGAGUCACUACUGUGCGCUUUUCUUUUUCGCUCACCCGAUGUUUAUCUAUCAAGAGUACUAAGAGUCCACUUCCUAUGUCAAUGUCGUUUUUUUUUUCCGCGACGGCUUCAGUUUCCGCCGUGUACUUCAAGUGUUCCUGAGGUUGAGGUAUCAUUUUUUUUACAGUUCUUCUUCUUGAACGCUGGGAAUGAAUUAUGUUUAUGGACAACGCUCUUUAAUACAAAUGUCAACGCUGAACAUCUUGAUGAGGAAAACAAAGGAAAGCACAAUAGUGGCGGCUCACUUAUGAAUAUGAUCGACAUCGAUCCGACGUGCAAGCUACAGUAAUAUUAUCGGCAGGGACUUUAAAAAAAGUCGCGGGCACUACAGACGCACCCAUGUGGACGAUGUGUCCAUCCAGCGACAGCAAUGCUUUCGGAAUGCAACCCAAAAUCAGAGACCAAAGUUGCAGAUGAAGCGUCCCAGAAGCUGUAGUAGUUGUUCAUGAUCCGCUCCUUCCGCGCUAUGCCGUUCAUUGAAUCGUUGGUAGCGGCCGCGUGCCGGCGGACUAGAAUCACUGUAUAUAUGGAAAAAUAGACUAUGCCACAUAUCCGGAAUUAUCGACCAAAAGGAUGGGCCCUGAACAAGUAGUAAGAAGCAAUUUUUUGAGCGUG